AUGGCGCUGAGCGCUGACGAGACUGUGACCAGGAGAAGCAGCAGCGAGCUGGCAGAUGAUGACGUCCACAGUUCUGCUAUGAAUGCGCUGACGUCCACCCUGGCUACCCUCUUGUCUUCCAGCCAGAACGGCCAAGCUGGUGCUGGUCACGUGUCCAGGGGUGGCCAGGACGAUGACGUCAUAAUGAUGGCUCCGGGCAAGAACCUGGCUGAUCGUCUCCACUUUGCCAUGUUCGCUUUCGUUGGUCCUAUCGUCUGUGUCUUCGGUCUGGCAGGAAAUGUCUUGUCUGUGGUCACGUGGCGUCGACCUGGGAUGCGGAGCUCCACUGGACAGUAUCUUAUUGGACAGGCGGUGGCCGACUUCUGGGUUCUGGUGUGUUUCAUCUUCAACGAAUUCCUCCGGGCCUGGGAUCCGGCAGUGGACACGAGCCUGGUGUACGGCGUCUACUUCUCCUACAUCGGCUACCCGGUCUUCUUCCUGGCCAUCACCUGCAGCCUCUGGUUCACCGUGGGGGUCACCGUCGACCGCUACAUCAUGGUGUGCUGGUUCGCCAAAGCUCAGCGAUUGUCUAACGAGAGGCAAGCCAACUUUGGCCUGAUGUUGAUCGCUGUGAACAGUUUUAUCGUCAACAUCCCACACUUUGUAUCCUUUAGCCCUGUGAUGGACAGAGCUGAGAACGAGACUGGCCCGGCGUUCAGGGAAACGGACUUCCAGAAAGGUUCUAGUGGUCAGUUCUACGAGUUCUGGAUUCACUGUAUCAUCCUGACGGUUGUACCAUGGGUCACCGUGUUCUCUCUCAACAUUAUGAUCAUCUGGAAGCUGACGCGAUCCAACAAGAAAAUGGCGGCCAAGAAGACAGCUGCGGCGGCGCAGAAGAGCAAGCAGUCCGAGAACCAGAUCACACGGCUGCUCCUCACCGUUACCUUCACGUACCUGUUCUUCAACGGCCUGCAUUGUGUGGUCCAGUGUUUCUACAUGCAGCGACCGCCAUGGGCCAACAUGAAUCACGUAUCCACGGCGUACUCGUGCUCCAAGACAGGGAUCGUGAUCUACGCGUCCACCAACUUCCUCCUCUACUGUCUCUCUGGACGCCGCUUCCGCCAGGAGCUGGCCACCAUGCUGGGCUGUGCCAGUAUGGACACAGGACAGCUGUCCGGACACACUGACCACUCGUCCUCCAAGUGCUCCACAUUGACCUCGACCACCACAAGCACGGGAUACUGA
Messenger RNA from Aplysia californica (California sea hare), 1224 nucleotides. RefSeq names its product FMRFamide receptor. The record is from RefSeq and is a predicted model, not a curated record. Lineage: Eukaryota; Metazoa; Mollusca; Gastropoda; Aplysiida; Aplysiidae. Gene Ontology annotation, cellular component: membrane. Gene Ontology annotation, biological process: G protein-coupled receptor signaling pathway. The transcript is spliced from 6 exons. Gene Ontology annotation, molecular function: G protein-coupled receptor activity. The coding region runs from base 1 to 1224 and encodes 407 amino acids.